Messenger RNA from Paramuricea clavata, 819 nucleotides. The record is from the annotation of a GenBank genome assembly. NCBI's taxonomy places the organism in Eukaryota, Metazoa, Cnidaria, Anthozoa, Malacalcyonacea, Plexauridae.
AUGGAGAACGGACGUGUAGACUUGAGCUCUGAAAAAUUGGCCAAAUCUUUAUCAAGUUUUGUGGAAAGUGAUGAUUCCAGACAUUGUGAAUUGAAUAUAGAAAGCUCCUUAAAUGCUGUAAACAUUUUGUACAGCCAUUUCUGCUAUAAGAAGAACAAACUUAAAUGGGCUGGUUCGUUGGAAGAUCUGAAAGCCGUCGUGCUCACUGUAGUGGAUGAACAAACAGCUGAAACUACAACCUGGCGAUCGCCUAGCGGUGGUAUGUGGAAAUUCGACAGUAAGGCACUGUGUGUUACCUGGCAAAAAAAGAGUCAGAAUAUUUAUUUUGAGGGCGAAAACGGCAAGGAAGUGACCAAACGGAUAAUUUCGCACUUAAACCAAGGCGUGCACGCUUCGUUGAAAGCUUAUUCUCUCGAAAGUAAAGCCACCGAAGCAGAACCGAGUGUGAUUGAACUUAUAUCGGACAGUUGUCGCCAAAACAACAAGCAAUUGAACGAAGACUGUAGAGAAAUUACUAUUGAGAAUGGAGAUGCGAUGAAUGAAAACGCUGAUAUCUCCUCUGCCGAUCUGGCCGAAGCAAAUUCUUGCUGCGCCUCUUGUAUCAAGCAGAGCGAAGAAAUUGAUCAACUGAAGGCUGAAAUAGUUUGUCUCAAGAAGUCGGUGAAGUCAAGCGAGUAUAUGCAAAUUAACCGCCUGCAAAACGACAACUCUAGCUUAAUCAAAACAGUUGAAAUGCUUACAAAACAACUAAUAAAUUUGAAUACGGUUGAUGCAAAUAUUGAUCCCAGUUCUCAAGUAUCGAAGGAACCCGCUCCUAAA